Synchiropus splendidus (mandarinfish) is the source of this 4713-nucleotide messenger RNA. RefSeq names its product leucine rich repeat and fibronectin type III domain containing 5b (gene lrfn5b). The transcript is spliced from 6 exons. The record is from RefSeq and is a predicted model, not a curated record. Lineage: Eukaryota; Metazoa; Chordata; Actinopteri; Syngnathiformes; Callionymidae. The coding region runs from base 510 to 2888 and encodes 792 amino acids. Gene Ontology annotation, molecular function: protein binding.
CGCAUUACCAUUCCGAGCACGGUACCUCUGGUCAGGAAUGGAGCCGGGUCGCUGACUGCUCUAGAGGAGGGGGGGUAUGCGAUGGCAGCAAGCUUUCAGUCAAUCGGGAUUAACUCGCACUGAGCUCUCCGGAGGAAAAAAAAAAAACAGUGAAAGCGAUCCGAACAUCUGGACGCGUAUGAGAGGCGUUUCUCCUGAGAGGAGGCGCACCAGCCGAGCAGCAGCAUCGCCGGGACCCUUCGCACUCUUCCCCCCCUUCUCUCGCUCGACAGGAAAUCUGUGUCUCAUUUCUGGAUCGCCGCGGCUUCGUCCUUUAUCUGAUGGAUUUCUUGAAGGACAUCGGCGGCAUCGCAGGCCGACACACGAUCUAGUUUUUUUUUUUUUUUUUUCCAGUCGGGACACCUGAAUUAUCAAGUCGGUCCCGUUUGUGCUCCCGGGAGGAGAUGAGAGCAAUCGGCUUCGACUGGAGGCUUCAUCUGCAAGGUAUAUUAACCUGACUGAAAAGCCAAAUGGAGUCUCUGCUGAUCUAUCUGAUCAUCCUCAGUGUGGCUGUCAAGUCCCACAAAGUCCAGAUCUGUCCCAAGCGCUGUGUUUGCCAAGUGCUCAACCCAAAUCUGGCAACGCUGUGCGGCAAGAAGGGCCUGUUGUUUGUGCCUCCCAACAUCGACAGGCACACUGUAGAAAUGCGUCUGGGAGAUAACUUUGUAACCAGCAUAAAGCGUAAGGACUUCGCGAACAUGACCAAACUGGUGGAUCUGACGCUGUCCCGGAACACCAUCGGCUCCAUUGCCCCUCAUGCCUUCAAAGACCUGGAGAAUCUACGAGCGCUUCACCUUGACAACAAUCGUCUCACUCGCAUCACCAACGACACCUUCAGUGGCAUGUCAAAACUGCACCACCUCAUCCUUAACAACAACCAGCUCACCCAUAUCCAUAUCGGCGCCUUCAAUGAUCUGACAGCUUUGGAAGAGCUGGAUUUGUCCUACAACAACUUGGAAGGGGCUCCUUGGGUAGCCAUUCAGAGGAUGUCCAGCCUGCACACCCUCAAUCUGGACCACAACAUGAUCAGCUACAUCCCUGAAGGCACGUUUUCUGGCCUGCAGAAGCUGAAAAGGUUGGAUGUGACCUCCAACAAACUCCAGAAGCUUCCUCCAGAUCCAGUUUUCCAGAGAGCAGGAGUGUUGGCAACCUCUGGGAUCAUGGGACCUACGUCUUUUGCUCUGAGCUUCGGAGGAAACCCCUUAAGGUGCAACUGCGAGCUGCUGUGGCUGCGGAGAUUGCGAAGAGAGGAUGACCUGGAGACAUGUGCUUCACCGCAACACUUGGCUGGACGUUAUUUCUGGACCGUUUCAGAAGAGGAAUUCCUAUGUGAGCCUCCUCUCAUCACCAGGCACUCGCAGGAGAUGCAAGCCCUGGAGGGUCAGAGUGUGACUCUGCGCUGCAAGGCCAGAGGUGACCCAGAUCCCAUCAUCCACUGGAUUGCCCCCGAUGGUCGGCUCAUGUCCAACUCUUCCAGAGCCGCGGUGCACACGGAUGGAACCCUGGACAUCCUCAUUAGCACCGUCAAGGACUCAGGUUCCUUCACUUGUGUGGCCUCAAACCCAGCGGGCGAAGCUCAGGCCGGCGUGGAUCUGGUCAUCACGAAACUCCCUCAUAUCGCCAACAAUACAAUCGUGGAGCAGGAGCCCGACCCAGGAUCAUCAGAUAUUGCGACGGUCACCAAGACAGGGCCGGAGGCGGGAGGUGUGCCGUUGGGAAACGCCAAGACGAGCCAGGAAAAGAAAGUCGUGAUCUCAGAGGCUACAUCCACCUCAGCCAUGGUCAACUUUAACUUUCAGAGGAGCAUUCCAGGAAUACGCAUGUUCCAGAUCCAGUAUAAUGGAAGCUAUGACGAUUCACUGGUCUAUCGAAUGAUCCCGCCCACCAGCAAGAACAUCAUGGUCAACAACCUGGCUGCGGGGACGCAGUAUGACCUGUGUGUCCUGGCCAUAUACGACGACCAGGUGACGGCGCUGACAGCCACCAGAGUGAUCGGCUGUGUCCACUUCACCACGGAGCCACAGUACCUCAGAUGCCAUUUCAUGCAGUCGCAGUUUCUUGGCGGCACCAUUGUGGUUAUCAUCGGAGGCAUAAUUGUAGCCUCCGUGCUCGCCUUUAUCAUCUUCCUCAUUGUGCGCUACCGGGUGUGUAACCAAGGCGAUGUAGAUAAGGCUCUGGAAAUGGGGGAUAUGCGUUCCCUGAGCAGUGACGGACAGCUACAGGGAUGUGGGAUUCCAAAGUCGCUCUCCAAGCAGGUUCUGCGGCCAGAGAAGAAUGACAAAGAAUGUCUGCGAGUUGCCUUGCCGCCGCCAGAACCAGCCAAGCAGCGGCCGACGGUGGUGGUCGCCGCGACGAAGCCCACAGUUCCGGACUGCACUGUGUCUACCUCUGCAGCCAGCCACAGCUGGCACCCCGCCUCCCCAGGAGUUCUCAGACACAAACGCGCCGCUGCACCCGCAGAGGCGCACAGAGCCGAGGCGAGGGCAGAUGUGGAAUUUGACAACGUGAACCGGAAUAACUCCUCCGACAUUAAAGUGAGUGGCGCGGUUACACGGGGCCAACCCGCCAAAUGGACUGCAGCCCCCAGGGGUCCGCGGCACCACCAGGUGUCUCGACAGUACAUGACUGUGCCUACUGGGGGCGUAAGAGUGAACCGCAGACAUUCUCUCAACGCAGACUCCUACAUCGAGCGCUGCUACAUGUCGUAUCCAAAACCAGGAGCCAGCCUCCGCUCCAAGCGAAGCCUGUCAAUGAGCGGAGAGCUGCCACAGCUAGAAAGCACAACAAACAUUCGCCGGGCGAGGGACAAGCUCUCCAGGUCUGAGUGGCUUCUGGAGAGCACUUUAUGAUUUGGAGUUUACGACCUGCGCUCACUUGUUUUCCGGAAUUGGAUUUGUGGCCUGUUGCAGAGCAGGACGAGGAUUCGAUGCCUUGUGCUGAGGUUUUGCGUUUUCUCUGACGGGACCUGUAAGUAACCCUCAUUAUAUUCGGAGGACGGGCAGGCAUGGAACUUGGCGGGAGGUGUUGCACACUUGUUUUAUAACUUCUUUAAAGGGGAAACUUUGAAAGGCACAACUAGAUUAUAAAAACUAUACACUAUGUACAGAGAAUUGCUGGAGAUAUCGUAUAUCUCAGGACACCUGCAAGUAGUGUGGUGUGGAAUGCAGUAUCCUGAAUGGACUGUAUUAUAAGAAAAAGAAAAAAGAAAAAAAAUGAUGGCACAGAUGGUGACGUUGACCUAUUCUUAUUGCCUAUUUAAUGGUAUACAAUCUCAUCUCCAAAUGUACAGACAGCGACAUGUCUUAAUUCACUUGGAGAGGUUAUGAAUGUGCUUCACAUCUCAGAGGUGUUGGAACAGAAUGUAACAGACAGCACACGAUCGUCUCCAGACGACAUUUUAAGGCACAAAAAAAAAGGGGAAAAAAAUGCAGCAUUUUGUGGCACAACUUGACGCAGCCUAAUACUGCCCUCCGGUCUGAAUCAAUAGAAUUUUAUCACGUAAUUACAUGAAGACUGGACUCCGAUAGGAUUCCUGUCACCGCGGCAAUUGAACAAAAGCCAAGCGAGUGACAGGCGCGCGGGGUAAUCCAAUAUUACGCGUGGAUGAGAUUCCGGGGCGUUCAUUUCCGUCUUUUUUACUCGAUGACCUUAUCAUGACAACCAUUGUAAAUGAACUUGUUGAUGUAAGAGAGACGAUGAUCACACAUGUGGAAGAACGUCAGCUCUUGAUUUUGCUGUUGUUUCUGUUUGAUGUUUACAAGUAUCAAUAAACCAGUAACGAAAGGGACAACAUUAUUUUCACUUUAAUGUCUUUAUCAUCGAGUCAGACAGGUUUACAUAAACAAGCUCUCCAUAAAUGGCCGACUUGAUCUCCUGUUCUACUCAUCCUUACAAGGCAAAGCUGCUUUUCGUGAACAAGCACUAGUAAUCCGCAAGAGUAGUAACACCACAGUAAUUACAGUUCAAGUAGAUGCCAAAGGUAAAGGAUGAGGAUCACCACCUCAGUCUAAGGCUGUGGAUCCAGAGGAGAUCAUCAAUAGAAUGUACAAAACUCAUAUUCUAUGGACUCUUUAAGUAGAGCCACAGUUGUUUGGAACAUGGGCCAAUAAAAGUCGUCGCCCCAAAUAGGGCAAUGUGAGCCAAAUCAGAGUUUUUAAUAGGGUACAAGACAGUUAGGGGGCGAAGAAAGAGAAUGCCGUGGCUUCAAACAAGAGCUAAUUCUGAUUCCUACUCCAAAAUUGAGACCCAAUCUCUUCCUAUAGUUACAACUCCAGCCUGCCUCCGGUUAGUUCUGGGCUCAUAACAACAUCAGCCGCACACUCAGAGGACUGUAGAAUAUCAUUUUAAAUACAGAAAGAAGGCUGUUGUGAGCACUGUAAUGAAUUUAGAAUUUCAGUAGCCAUGCGGCAACGUAAUCCUCCCUCCCUUUGAGCGGUGGACCUCUGCCAGAUCUCUGCCCUGAGCCCCUGUGUUUGUUCAAAGAGAGGAUGGGAGCGGAUGAUGAAAAGAAGCCAUGAUAGUCACCAGGGAUGCCUUUGGUUUGCACAUCUUAGCGCCUGGCUGACAGCAUUGCAGCUGGGCCCCCUCCCUCCCCUCCCUCCGCUGCAGGAACCUGCAGAGGUUAAAUACAAUCGCCGGGGCAGGGAUCAGUGCUCGACUAAAUCUAACGUUACA